CGGAGGCGGGUCUCCGCUCCCCGACCCGCCACCCCCUCGCACCGUGGCGGGAGGAAGCCUCCCUCCGGGGGCCGCGCCCGGCGCGGACAAGGGUUAACACCAGCGAGCGGAGCGGAGCCGAGCGCACCGCGCCGCCCCUCGCACGGCGGCCCCGCAGCGCCGCCGCCCGGCCCCGCCGCCGCCGCCCCCCGCCUCCCGCCGCCGGCCCCAGCCCCGGCCUCGGCCUCGGCGCCGCCGCCGCGCACAUGGCCCCGGAUCUGCAAUCCCUGACUUGGCUUUAACCUCCUGGAUGGAGUGUAGAGAAACAGCUUUGUGGAGUGAAGAGAAACAGCUUUGUGGCUGUAAGCCGCUAAACACCAAGACAGUAGAGAGAUUGUUCACAAGGUGACAGGACCAUGGGCGACACACAGAAGGACAAGCUUCAUCAGGGAAGUCCUGUGAGAGCUGAACUGCAUCUGUUCCCCUCCAGAAAGCUCACGGGAGAUACACUCCAGGAUGCUGAUCAAAGACAGGACCUCAAGCGGGAGCUAGAGACAGAAAAUGAGGUGGAGAUGUCUUUUGGAAAGAGACGGGGAAGGGUAACUCCUUGUGGGGUGGAAGUCUGGGAGUGCGAGGACAGUGGCGGAGCCCACAUCAGCAAGGUUUUCCUUGCUGGGGACAAGCCAGAGCCACCCAUGUGUGGGAACGGUGCCAUUUGGAUUCAGCAGGUGGGAGAGAAAGUCUACGAGUGUCCUGAGUGUGGGAAGAGCUUCAGCCGGAGCUCAUACCUGAGCCAGCACCAGAGGAUCCACCUGGCAGAGAAACCCUUCAGCUGCUCCGAAUGUGGGAAGAGUUUCACCCGCAACUCGGACCUGAUCAAACACCAGCGGAUCCACACUGGUGAGAAGCCCUACCAGUGCAACGAGUGCGAGAAGACCUUCAGCCAGAGGUCCAAUGUGAUCAGGCACCAGCGGACCCACACGGGAGAGAGACACUACCAGUGCAAUGAAUGCGGGAAAAGCUUCAGCCAGAACUCGCAUCUCAUCGUCCACCAGCGGAGCCACAAGGGUGAGAAACCCUUUAAUUGCCCCCGCUGUGAGAAGAGCUUCAGUGACCGCUCCUCUCUGAUCAUACACCGGAGGGUCCACACUGGAGAGAAGCCCCACAAGUGCCAGGAUUGCGGGAAGUGUUUCCGGGACAGCUCGGCCAUCAUUCGACACCAGAGGAUCCACACGGGAGAGAAACCAUAUGAGUGCACCGAGUGCGGGAAAACCUUUCGGCAGAGCUCCUCCCUGGUGACCCACAUGCGAACACACACAGGUGAGAAGCCCUACAAGUGCCCCGUGUGCGGGAAGGGCUUUAGCCAGAGCUCGGCACUCACCACUCAUCGCCGGAUCCACGGGGGGAAGGCCUUGCCCAUGUACCACGGCGGCCUCCUGUCUAACCCCUACCAGUGUGCCGAGUGCGGCCGGAGGUGCAGCGACCACUCCACUCUGGCCAAGCACCAGACCACGCAUGCCGAGGAACGGCCCUACAUCUGCGUGGAGUGUGGGGACAGCUUCCGUCGGAGCUCGGCUCUCAACGUGCAUCUAAGGAUCCACCGCGGGGAGAGACCCUACAAGUGCGAGGAGUGCGGAAGAACAUUCAGGCACAGCUCAGCCCUCGGUGCCCACCUGAGGAUCCAUGCAGGAGCCAAGCCCUACGAGUGCGUCGAGUGUGGGAAAAGCUUCCGGAAAAGCUCAACGCUUAAAGUGCAUUUGAAAAUCCACGUGGCCAAGAAACCUUAUAAAUGCACGGUGGGUAGGAGAAUGCUCACUUCCCGCUCACUUCUGCCGUAGGGCUGGCGCUGGGGGCACCUGAAAAAGGUGGGUGAUGAGACGCACUGUGGGAAGAGGCUGACUGGACACGCAGUGACUCUGCUGUCAGGGCUGGGUGCUUAACCCCAGUGGCCCAAAAACCAUUAGGAGGUCCGGAAGCAGGGAGUUAGUCCUAGGAGCCAAGUGCUGGUGGUUGAGGAAGAGUGCUAAGAGCCUGAGGAAUGAGCGCCAGCUUCUAGGUAAAUCGGGGACUGUGAAUACACGGUAGAAUAACAACUGGGAGAAUCGGGCUUGUAAAAUAACUUUUCAACUAAAGUGAAGGUCUAAAUAAAAAAAAUUCCAUGUUGGUUCUGACUCAAAACUUUGGCUUGUUAGACACUGUAGGAAUCUUAGGAACUCUCUUUUUUGUUACCUUCCCUUAUUUUUCACAAAUGUAGCAAGUUUACCCAGUGUUUGACAAGGCGCUUCCAAAUCUUCUGAGUCUAAGACUUUGCAGCAGAACUUCAAUCUAUUUGUCUUUUCUUCCUCUUUUCCCAAUCUUACAUGGGACAACGAAUGCCUACCUCUGCACGCAAAGCCUGAGCGAGGCGAUAGCCGAGUUAACACAGACUGUCACGGCUGUUCACAGGGAACAUGGAUGCACAAGCAUUUCCAGCUGGAACGCCGCCUGUUACUAGGUUGUGACAGUUUCUCCCCAGUUUGUCCUUGCUGGUUUGAUACACCUUUCAGGUUUGAUACACCUUCUGACUUGGGACAUCAACAAAACAUGGGCAAAAAUGUGGCCUUACCUUGUAUAACCAAAAAAAUAUUACCCCCUCCGUGUUGUCCUUGUCAGAAUCAGCACACGAUGGGUUCCUACUGGUAGGUCAGGGACCGUUGGUGACUUUGUAGACCUUUUUAUGAUAGAGUACUCUUCUUUGGCUCACCGUUGUUGGUAAAGUAUUAAAGUUCGGUGUUAACAGUUAGGAAUUACUGUAUUUGCGUUUAUUACUAUGCCGAUGACUGUACAUUACCUAAACCUCCUCCAAAUUGCUCUCUUUUAUUACUAGCUACGUGCUUCCAUCCUAAAUAAAACCUUUUUUUCCUCCGUAUAA
Phalacrocorax carbo (great cormorant) is the source of this 2890-nucleotide messenger RNA. The record is from RefSeq and is a predicted model, not a curated record. NCBI's taxonomy places the organism in Eukaryota, Metazoa, Chordata, Aves, Suliformes, Phalacrocoracidae.